AUGGAGAAACUCUGCUGCUUUAUUAUUAUUGUAGUGUUAUCAGUAAACUGCCUUUCAGUUUGCUUUGGCAGAUUAGUUGUUAACUCAACCACAGAUGAAGAAGCACUUCUUGCUUUCAAAACCAGAAUUACUUCAGAUCCCAACAAUAUCUUGACUGCUAACUGGUCGACGAAAACAUCUUUUUGCAACUGGAUUGGCAUUUCCUGCAGCAGAAAGCAGUUUAGAGUAACAGCCUUAAAUUUUUCGGGUUUUGGGUUCAGAGGAACCAUUGCUCCACAUAUUGGAAAUUUGACAAUUCUCGGUUAUUUAGACCUCAGCUCCAACAAUUUUAUGGGGAUAAUACCCUCUGAGCUUUCUAAUUUACGCCGCUUAAAAGAAAUAAAUGUGGGAUUUAACACCUUCACAGGAGAGGUACCAUCAUGGUUUGGAAUUUUACCAGAACUUGAGCACAUUCUUCUGAAUAACAAUAAUUUCUCCGGAAGCAUCCCAACAUCACGGAUGUACAACAAUUCAAAGCUGCAGACAAUAGAUAUGGAGAACAAUUUUCUAGACGGAAAUAUUCCACAAGAGAUUGCAAAUCUUUCUUCCCUGGAAACAUUAGUAUUAAGGUCUAACCAGCUUACCGGAUCCAUACCAUUUGGUAUCUUCAACAUGUCUUCUUUGAGAGUACUUGAUCUCACAGAUAAUAGCCUGUCAGGAAGGAUCCCAGAUAAUAUUUGCGAUGAUAUCUUGAAACUAACAAUACUCGAUCUCUCAAAGAAUCAACUAUAUGCGCAAAUUCCAUCAAAUAUAUACAAGUGCAGAUACCUUCAAGACCUAUCAUUAUCCAAUAAUCAUUUCAAUGGAAGCAUACCAAGUGCAAUUGGCAGUUUGACCAUGCUCAGGAGCUUAAAUCUGGGGAUGAACAACUUCAUUGGAGGAAUUCCAUUGGAAAUAGGUAAUCUUUCGCAUCUAGAGAUAUUGGGCAUGCAAGGCAUCUCACUAACAGGGAUAAUCCCAUCUUUUGUCUUUAACAUAUCUUCUCUGAGAAGAAUCAACCUUGCCAACAAUAGCCUGUCUGGAAGCCUCCCGGUUGACAUUUGCCAUAAUCUUCACGAGCUCGAGAUGCUAUUUCUUCAAUCCAAUCAGCUGACUGGCCAAAUUUCCAACGUACUGGAAUGUAAAAGGCUUCAGGUCAUAUUUUUGUCGGACAACAACUUUACAGGUGGUAUACCUACGAAACUGGGAAACCUCACUGAGCUGCAAUAUUUAUAUUUACAUAAUAACAAAUUGACAGCUGCUGUAGAAGGUGUGUUAUUGUCUUGUGGUGUGUUGAAUCCGUCGACAGUGAUUGUUGCUCUCAAUUGGUCGGCAGAUUCGGUGGAUGUCGGCUUCUGUAUACCGUUUUCCUUUGAGCAUAUACAUUCUGGAACUGGAAGUGUCACUCGAAUCUAUGAGAUGUGUAAGCAAUACUUUGGGCUUGAGAAGGGAUCAUCCAGCCUUGUUGAAUAUUAUAAUAAGCUUUGGCUAUCUGUCAGGAGAGAAAUUGCAUCAACCUCUCUCUCGUGA
Messenger RNA from Fraxinus pennsylvanica, 1548 nucleotides. Lineage: Eukaryota; Viridiplantae; Streptophyta; Magnoliopsida; Lamiales; Oleaceae. The record is from the annotation of a GenBank genome assembly.